Messenger RNA from Nicotiana tabacum (common tobacco), 963 nucleotides. NCBI's taxonomy places the organism in Eukaryota, Viridiplantae, Streptophyta, Magnoliopsida, Solanales, Solanaceae. The record is from RefSeq and is a predicted model, not a curated record.
AGGGCAGUGAAACUUGAGAAUGGAUGUCUCAGUCAUUUUGAGGUUUUUACUGCUAUAGCAUUCAGCCUAUUUGCUGAAGAGAAUACGGAAAUUGCAGUUGUGGAGGCUGGAUUGGGCGGAGCACGAGAUGCCACUAAUGUUAUUUCAGGUUCUGAUCUUGCUUUAUCAAUCAUAACUACUGUUGGUGAGGAACAUCUGGAAGCACUUGGAGGCUCUUUGGAAAGUAUAGCGGUGGCAAAAUCAGGAAUAGUUAAACAUGGGCGCCCACUUGUUCUAGGAGGUCCAUUCAUUCCAUCUAUUGAGUGCAUUCUUCGUGGGAAAGCAUCUUCUAUGUCUUCACCAGUAGUAUCAGCAUCUGAUCCUGGAAACAGAAGCGCUUUGAGAGGCUUCUGUGACGUGAGUGGCAUACCUCGCCAAUUGUGUGAUAUAGUGCUCCAGAUUGUGAAGGACUUUGAUCUGUCGAUUGAACUUCUAGGUGUGAAAUUACGCAUGCUUGGAGCUCACCAACUUCAAAAUGCUGUAACUGCUACAUGUGCAGCCUUGUGCCUUAAUAAGCAAGGAUGGAGUUUGUCCAGUGGAUCUAUUCGUGCUGGUCUGGAGAGUGCGUUUUUGCAAGGCAGAACCCAAAUAUUGUCUUCAGAAGAAGCUAAUUUACUUGGAGUACCUGGGGCCACUAUACUACUUGAUGGAGCACAUACAAAGGAAUCUGCCGGGGCUUUGGCAAACACGUUGCAGAUGACAUUUCCAAAGGCAAAAAUGGUUGUUGUGGUUGCUAUGGCUAAUGACAAGGACUAUCUAGGUUUCGCAAGAGAGCUACUCUCAGGUUUGACCAAUUUUGGAUCUUUUUGCCACAUGAUCCAUAUCUUUUUUUGGUUGAUGAGUUCUUAUUCAUGCAUAAAUUUAAUUAUUCAAUUACAGCGUAGCUGCAGCUUGAAGAUUGUGGAAUAGUUUUGUUGUUAAUUU